AUGGAGGCUGCCCACCUCCACCCCUCAGAGGAGCCUCAGUUCAGCGCCUCUCCCAAACCCCAGUCAUACUGGUCAAGGAGAGGCGGUGCUGAAGUCCACGGAGGACCCUCUGUGCCCGAGAGGACAUCUCCUGCAUCAAAGACUCUCUCCUCCCCGACUGACCCGUUGGCUCCCGCAUCAGCAGGGCUGCCUCCCACCAAGACGCCUCUGAGUUGGAAGAGCCUUUCCCAGGUGGGAGCCGGGCUUCAGAACAUGGGCAACACUUGCUAUGUGAAUGCGACCCUACAGUGUCUGACCUACACAGAGCCCCUCGCCAGCUACAUGCUGUCCCAGCAGCACGGGACCACCUGUAGGAGGCAGACAUCCUGCAUGCUGUGUACCCUGCAGGCUCACCUGAUGCGGGUUCUCUGCCAUCCUGGACGUGUGCUCCGGCCCCUGCCACUCCUGCUCGCCGCCUUCCACAGACACAAGCAGGAAGAUGCCCAUGAGUAUCUCAUGUUCAUUCUGGAUGCAAUGCAGCAAGCGUGCUUGCCUGAGGACAAGCUCUCAGACCCUGAGUGUCCUCAGGACAGCACCCUCAUCCAGCAACUCUUUGGGGGGUACUGGAGGUCUCAAAUCCAGUGUCUCCACUGCCAAGGCAUUUCGAGCACUCUGGAACCUUACCUGGACAUCAGCCUGGACAUCGGGGAUGCUCACAGCGUCAUCCAAGCUUUGGAGCAGUUGGUGAAGCCCGAACUGCUGGAAGGUGAAAAUGCCUACCAUUGUAGUAAGUGUCUGGAGAAGGUGCCUGCGUCCAAGGUGUUGACUUUGCACACUUCCCCGAAGGUCCUCAUCCUGGUCUUGAGACGAUUCUCAGACUUGACAGGCAACAAAAUGACUAAGGAGGUGCAAUAUCCUGAGCGCCUUGACAUGCAACACUACCUGUCUGAGCAGAGGGCAGGACCCUUGGUUUAUGUGCUCUAUGCCGUGCUGGUGCACGCUGGGAGGAGUUGCCACAGCGGACAUUACUUCUGUUUCGUAAAGGCAGGAAAUGGCCAGUGGUAUAAAAUGGAUGAUGCUAAGGUCAGCGCCUGUGAUGUGACUUGCGCGCUGCGCCAACCUGCCUAUGUCCUCUUUUAUAUGCAGAAGACUGAUCUGGAGAGAGACCUUGGGAGGGAGUCAGUCGAGGAGGGAGGACUCGCAUCUCCCGAGGCAGACCCCACAGUGGUGGGUGAGGCCUCAGGAGAGCCGGCAACGGAUCCCUCCGUGAACCUUCCUGAGUUGGAGGAGCGUGGGGAAGAGACCUCAAGGCAACAAAUGACAUUAGACCAGUGGAGAUGCCUCCAAGAAUGCAACCGCCCUAAGCCUGAACUUAAUGUCAGGAGAAGAGAAAUUGCUCUUCCUGCGAACGCAGUCAUCCUUCACCACUCCAAAUACAGACCUGAGAUGCCGAAGAAUCAUCCUCAGCAGACCGUCGACCUGCUCACCACUGCGGCUGGGAUGCUCCCACCUCAGGUGGCCGGGGACGUGGCCAAAGUCCCGCGUGUGCCAGGGAGAGCCCGACCUACCAAGAGGACGAGCAAGAAGGGACAGAGGAAGCAGUCAUGCCUGUGGAUGCACAGCCGGGCCCCCGCAGCCCAGGAAGACACCUGCCCUCUGGCCAAGCAAGAGCCCCCAGCCCACACCUGCCACACGUCACCUGGAGAUGCUGCAGCCAUGCACCGAGCCCCCUCGGCCGCCCUCUGCGCGGGCCCCCACUCAGCCCCUGAGAAUGGUCUUCACCAGAUUGGACAGAAGCUGCUGGAGCUCCCGGGUGCAGGGGCCUUGGCCGGGAAUGGGCAUCUGAUCGCCCUGAUGAAGUCCAGCCGGACGGAGUUGCUGGAGCACAAAGUCCGACAACUGCUGCUCGCCUUGCAGCGCAGAGAUGUCAUCUCCAUUUGCAGCUUCUUAGACGACUAUCGUGGAUUCGCCACCACGGACGAGGUGCUGGACCUGCUGUCCACCUGA
Molecule: messenger RNA, 1986 nt
Organism: Canis lupus familiaris (dog)
Lineage: Eukaryota; Metazoa; Chordata; Mammalia; Carnivora; Canidae
Product: ubiquitin carboxyl-terminal hydrolase 17-like protein 6
Exons: 3
Coding region: 1-1986 (661 amino acids)
Biological process (GO): protein deubiquitination; regulation of apoptotic process
Cellular component (GO): cytosol; nucleus
Molecular function (GO): cysteine-type endopeptidase activity; cysteine-type deubiquitinase activity
Source: RefSeq, a predicted model, not a curated record